AUGGUGGCACUCAGCGACACCGAGGGCAAGAAGUCUGGGCUGGAGAAAGCGAAGAUCCUGGCAAAGGCUCUUGAUGACUUUGCUGGAGGCAGCGAGGAAGUCAAGAACAUCCUCAAGAGCAGAAUAGUUUCCUUCACCAGCGACGGAGAGAGGGCAGAACCUCUCGGGGCACGCCUUGCAAAAGAGCAAGGCACUCUUCCAGGCCUGCUUGCCUGUAUGCGAUGUCGGGUUCAUGCACUUGUUCGCAGCCUCGAGAAUGCUUUGGCAUCUGACAGCAGGGUGGAACGAUUGAUCUCAAGCCUGAUCACAGGGUAUUCAGGUGGACACGGAGAACCUGGUGGCUUCGGUCGGGCGAUGAAGAACUCUCCUCGGUUAGCUUGCAAGCUGCGUGAGCAACAAGUGGCGGCGCUGCACCAACUGGACGGCGCCAUGAGCAAGCUCACUUCUUUUCGGUUCUGCCCACAGCGCUUCAACACCAUCAUGGAGGUCUCUGAGAUGAUAGUCCUUAACGUUCAAGCUAUUUUUCAGCUCUUGGUGGAAUUGAGGGCAAGUGGGGAUCAAGUUGCGCAAUGGGCGCAGCGCUUGCUUUCGGAGACAUUUACUUCGAAGAACCUGCUGCUCCUGGCGCUUGUCACUGAGCUCUCGUCCGCUGCAGUGAGGUUUGCCCACAAGUUCGAUGGCGUCAAGGAGCCAACCCAUCGGUCUUCUCGACUUGCGCGAACAGGUGGAUGGCUGGCUCUGUUCAAGCAGGAGGUAAACAAGCUGUUCUCUUUUCGGGAUGAUGCCGGCAGUUUGCAGGAGCCCUUGGUCCUGGCUGCGGCCUAUGAUGCUGGGUAUGUGCAGCUGCUACAAAAACAAUGGAAUUUCUUGAGCACAUCCUCCUUGAUUUCCUCCACCGGCGAGCUUCUCCACCACAAGCAAGGCACUGGCAGCACUGCUCGUCUCAGGAGCUUUGUCUCGGCCGAGAUCGGCACGAUCGCCAACAUUGCUAAUGUCCUGGUGCAGGCCAUCGAGACGGAAUGUGACACGCCAAUCCAAUGUGCACUGGCGCCCUUCGACAUUGCUCACUGGACAGCGGCUCGUUCAGAUGAUGCUCUGCUCUGA
Molecule: messenger RNA, 1104 nt
Organism: Effrenium voratum
Lineage: Eukaryota; Dinophyceae; Suessiales; Symbiodiniaceae
Source: the annotation of a GenBank genome assembly